Messenger RNA from Solea senegalensis (Senegalese sole), 2147 nucleotides. It is a transcript of the gene thoc1, whose product is annotated as THO complex 1. The transcript is spliced from 21 exons. Bases 28 to 2001 code for a protein of 657 amino acids. Gene Ontology annotation, biological process: signal transduction; regulation of DNA-templated transcription elongation; mRNA export from nucleus. The record is from RefSeq and is a predicted model, not a curated record. Gene Ontology annotation, cellular component: THO complex part of transcription export complex. Gene Ontology annotation, molecular function: protein binding. Lineage: Eukaryota; Metazoa; Chordata; Actinopteri; Pleuronectiformes; Soleidae.
AAACAGUUUGGUGGCAGAUCCGGUUGCAUGUGUGCAAAUAUGUCGCCGUCCUUAUUUAAUUUUGUAGAGGCUAAAGACAAAUUCACGGCUUCUGCCAGAUCUGCCCUGACUGGAAAGAGUGGCAAACAUUUGUUAAAUGUUUUUAACCAGAUCACCGGCAAUGAGUCAGAAAAGAAAACCACACUUGACCAGGCCCUGCGGGGUGUUCUCGGUGAUCAGAUUGAGCAGAAGACGUGCUGUGAUGAUUACCUGUCUCUCAUCUACCUGAGUAUUGAUGCUGUUAAAGAGGGCAUCUGCUCUGCUACAACACCUUUCAUUUUGCUGGGGGACGUACUGGACUGCCUUCCUCUCGACCAGUGUGACAAAAUAUUCUCUUUCGUAGAGGAUAAUGUCUCCACCUGGAAGUCGAAUUCCUUCUACACUGCUGGAAAGAACUACCUGUUGAGGAUGUGUAAUGAUCUUUUGAGAAGACUUUCCAAAUCCCAAAAUACAGUAUUUUGUGGGAGAAUCCAGCUUUUUUUGGCACGUCUCUUCCCUCUGUCCGAGAAAUCUGGUCUCAAUCUCCAGAGCCAGUUUAAUCUUGACAAUAUAACAGUGUUCAAUAAGAAUGAACAAGAGACUACUUUCAGCCAGAAGCCUGCAGAAGAAAAGGAGGAUGGUAUGGAGGUGGAGGAAGGAGAAAUGGGCGAGGAUGACGCUCCUGCACCAUGCUCCAUUCCGAUUGAUUACAACUUGUACAGGAAGUUCUGGACCCUGCAGGACUACUUCAGAAACCCUGUGCAGUGUUAUGAUAAAUUCUCCUGGAUGACGUUUCUUAAGUUCUCAGAUGAGACCUUGGCAGUGUUCAAGAGCUAUAAACUGGAUGACACGCAGGCCUCUAAGAGGAAACUAGAGGAGCUGAGAGCAUCUGGAGGAGAACAUGUCUACUUUGCCAAGUUCCUCACAAGCGAGAAGCUGAUGGAUUUGCAGCUCAGUGACAGUAAUUUCAGACGACACAUUCUUCUUCAGUACCUCAUUCUCUUCCAGUACUUGAGUGGUCAGGUCAAGUUCAAAAGCUCCAAUUGUGUCCUGAAUGAUGAUCAGACUACAUGGAUAGAAGAAACGACUAAACUGGUCUAUCAGCUGCUGAGGGAGAUCCCCCCUGAUGGAGACAAGUUUGCCACCAUGGUUGAGCACAUCCUCAACACGGAGGACAACUGGAACGCCUGGAAGAACGAGGGAUGCCCAAGUUUUGUGAAAGAGAGGGCGGUAGACGACAAACCAAAAAGACCCACCAGGAAAAGACAAGCGCCAGAGGAUUUCCUCGGAAAAGGGCCAGACCGCAAGAUCUUCAUGGGAAAUGAUGAGUUGACUCGACUCUGGAACCUGAACCACGACAACAUGGAAGCCUGCAAGUCAGACAGCAGAGAGUUCAUGCCAUCGCUGGAUGAAUUCUUUGCAGAAGCCAUUGAACAGGCUGACCCCGUAAACAUGGUGGAGGACGAGUACAAAGUCGUACGAAACCCAAACUACGGCUGGCGCGCUCUCAGGCUGCUUUCCAGAAGAAGUCCACACUUCUUUCAACCAACUAACCAGAAGUUUAAGAGCCUGGCAGACUACCUUGAUAGCAUGGUCAGCAAAUUGGCCAAAGAACUGCCGAAGGACAUCCCCUCUGAAGAGAUCAAGACGGGAGAAGAUGAUGACGAUGACAAUGGAGACAAUCUCCUCAAAGACAGCAAUGACAGUCCGAGCAUACAGAGCAAGAUGGUGACUAACCAGCAGAUGGACGAUGUGGCAGCUAAACUCGGAGCUCAGUGGAAGACGCUGGCCUCCCAUUGGGAGAUGAAGGCAGCAGAGCUGCGGGAGAUCGAAACGGACAGUGAGGAUGUUGACAUGCAGGCCAAACUGCUGCUCGUGGCCUGGCAGGACAGAGAGGGAACACAAGCUACUGUGGAGAGCCUGGUGACAGCUCUAAAUGCUGUUGGCUUCUCCCAGAUUGCAGACAGCCUCAGUGAGGCUUAAUGUAGACCAUGUACUUGCAUUACCUCCCUUAUAUUGUUGCAUCGUUUUUGUACCAAAAGCAAAUGGAGACUAAAGGUUUUUUUGUAUGUUGUUGAAGUUUAAAUCUGUUUUCACUGUAGGAAAGCUAAUAAAUGCUUUUUUUCUAA